Molecule: messenger RNA, 3873 nt
Organism: Ipomoea nil (Japanese morning glory)
Lineage: Eukaryota; Viridiplantae; Streptophyta; Magnoliopsida; Solanales; Convolvulaceae
Exons: 3
Coding region: 1-3873 (1290 amino acids)
Source: RefSeq, a predicted model, not a curated record
AUGCAUUCUCCUUUUAUCUUAUGUCUGCUCGAGCCUUUCAGUUCGCCUGAUUGGCUUGAGUUUUUUAGAAUUCGCUUUAAUUUUGAUAAUGUUUUUUCUUCUGCUAGUAAUAAAAUUUGGCUUUUCUGGAAUAAUGAUUUUGCAGUAACAUUUGAGAGUCAAACUGAGCAGUGUGUUACGAUUUCAUGUGUACAUUCUACCGUGCUCAUGCCUUUUUGGCUCUCAUUUGUUUAUGCCAAAACCAAGGAGCGCCUCCGGGACCCGUUGUGGGCUGAGUUGAAACAUGUAUUCUCUUUGAUUCCUGGAGGGGUUCCUUGGUCAGUCGCAGGUGAUUUUAAUUGCUUGUUAAGUGUGGACGAGAAAAAAGGUGGGCUCCUGUAUUCACAUCGGAAGACUACUGACUUUCAGGAGUGUGUCAGUGCGUGUGACUUGAUUGACGCAACCUACUACGGCUCUUGUUUCACUUGGUGGAAUGGGCGGCGUAGGGAGGCGGCUAUAUGGAUGCGUUUGGAUCGGUUUCUCUUUACUUCGGUAUGGGAAUCGGUUUUCAAAACGUCUGUACGGCACUUGUCAAAGUCCACGUCUGACCACAGUCCAUUGCUGAUAUCCUGUGAUUUAUUGAGUACGCAGGUAAUACCGAAGCACUUUGUGUUCUUAAAUGUGUGGAUCAAGCACGAGGGCUUUUUGAGGGUGGUGCGUGAUAGCUGGGAGGUCCCUGUGGAGGGGGGCCCUAUGUUUGUAAUGGCCACCAAGUUGAAUAGAUUGAGUAAGGUUCUGAGCAGGUGGAGCAAGACUGAAUUUGGGGACAUUUUUGUAAAGCUCCGGGAGUAUGAGGAUAGUGUUCCGACCCUUGAGGCUGCCUUGCAGCAACACCCGGAUGAUGAAAAUGCUUUAACUGAAUAUAAAAAGGGUGUUGCUUUGCUGCAGAAACAGAUUGCAAUUGAGGAGGAAUAUUGGCAGCAAAAGGCGCGUGUCACCGAGGUUCAGGAUGGGGAUAGGAACUCCCGAUUCUUUCACUCUAUUGUUAAGGAACGCAGGCGUAAGCUAUACAUACACAGGGUGAAAAAUGGGGAGGGGGUUUGGCUGGAGGACAGGCAGGGAAUUGCUGAUCAAGCAGUUUCUUUCUUUGAGCAUAUGUUUACUGCCGAAAUUGGAGGGUUUGAUUUGGACAGAUUGGAUUGUGUCCCGCGGUUGGUUACUGACGAGGAUAAUGAACAGUUGACAGUAGUGCCAGAAGUGGGUGAGAUAAAAGCGGUGGUUAUGCAGAUGAACUCUUCGAGUGCGGCAGGGCCGGAUGGUUUCUCGGGGGCCUUUUAUAAGGCUUGCUGGGAUAUUAUUCAGGAUGAUGUUGUUAGUAUGGUUCGGAGCUACUUUGCAGGGCAGGACUUUACCAGGGCUAUCACGCACACAUCCAUCGUCCUUUUGCCAAAGAAGCCGAGCCUGGAGACUUUUGCAGAUUAUAGACCUAUCAGUUUGUGCAAUUUCAGUAGCAAGUUGGUUACGAAGCUCAUGGUGGUUCGGAUGGCUACGGUUUUGCCCCGAGUGUUGUCCCCGCAGCAGAGUGGGUUUGUAGCUGGUCGGUCCAUCACGGACAAUGUUCCGCUCGCUUCUGAGAUGUGCCAUGCUUUGAGUUUGCAGAACCUGGACAUUGUGCUGAAACUGGAUAUGGCUAAGGCAUAUGAUCGGGUUUCGUGGUUUUUCUUGACUUCGGUGAUGCGCCGCCUGGGUUUCAGUGAGAUUUGGAUAGAUAUGGUGUUCCGGGCUGUGUCGAAUGUUUGGUACUCCGUGAUUGUAAAUGGGGUAAAGGAAGGUUUUUUCACAUCUACGCGGGGCCUCAAGCAAGGGGAUCCUUUGUCCCUGACUUUGUUUGUGAUUGCAGCCGAAGUUUUAUCUGUUUACCUUGCUCGGGUUUAUGAUGGCACCGCUGUGCCCCGGUUUACACAGCCGCCGGGGACACCUCAUAUACAUCACCUGGCUUAUGCGGAUGACGUGAUUAUUUUUAGUACAGCCAGGUUGGGUGCGAUUCAGGAAGUAAUUAAGGCAUUGAAGGAGUACGAGGAGAUUUCGGGACAGUUGGUGAGCUUUCAGAAGAGUGCAUUUUAUGUGCACCCUUGUACUCCGGCUUGUGAGAUUGACAGCAUUCGCAGGGCAACAGGUUGUGUGCAUAAAGAGUUUCCAUUUACCUAUCUGGGUUGCCCUGUAUAUCUGGGCCGCAAGAAAUGUAAUCAGGGACUUGGAAAGAUGCUACGCGAGUUUCUGUUGGAAAGAAUCGGGGGGUGCCCGGUAUCAUUGGAGUUCGUGGAAAACUCUGUCCCGUCCCAAAAAGGAGGAGUUGGUUUCCUGGACUUGGAUAUCAUGGUAAGAGCAGCCAGCGCGAAAUUGUGGUGGAAUUUCCGCACGGAGCAUACACUUUGGUCAGAUUUUAUGAGGGCCAAGUAUUGCAGCCGGGUGCACCCGGUUGCUAAGUUGGUUCAGACUACUGAUUCGCACACCUGGAAGCGGAUGUUGAUGGUUCGUGAUGAGGUUGAGGGGGUCUUGACUUGGCGGUUGUUCCGAGGCUGGGUUAAUUUCUGGUGGGACAACUGGUCGGGUCUGGGCCCACUCGGCAGACUGUAUCCAUCUCGGGGGGUUUCCUACUCCCGGGAGUUGCUUCUGGAUUAUGUGCGGGACGGUGAGCUUGAUUUGACUGGCCAUGAUGACUUGGCUUAUGCGGGGGUUAAUGCGGACUUGUCCCGAAUGGGGCAGGGACCGCGUGACAUCCCACUUUGGACCGUGGCUUCUGAUGGUAUGUUUUCUUACUCCUCUGCUAAGGCCUUCCUUAGGCCUGCUAUGCCCACUGCACCGGAUCCUCUCUUAGCUAAAUGUUGGCGCAAACACCUUCCGUUUAAGGUGUCCUUCCUGGCUUGGAGAGUGUUCCGAGGGCGGCUUCCCACAGAUGACAUCUUGUCUCGUUUCGGUCAUGUGAUUGUUUCGAGGUGUUGGUGUUGUCCAGCCCCGGUUCCUAAGUCUAUUGAUCAUAUUUUUUAUUCCGGGGAAACGGCAGGAUCUGUUUGGAGAUAUGUUUUGGCGUCCCUUGGCCUCCAGUCGCGACAUCGGAGUCUUGGGACAUUGAUUGCGAGUUGGGGCCGGGGAGGGGCGCGUAACCCUUUAUUUUCCUUUGCUGUUAGCAGGUUGCCGUAUUUGAUUUUGUGGGAGCUGUGGAAACACCGUAAUGGGUGUAUGCAUGGACGGGACACCCCUAGCAUUGUGCGAGUGAUGCAUGGGGUCGCAAAGGGGGUGGCGGAAUGUCUGUUUAGGCGGUGGCCUAUGCAGCAUAUCCUACCCUCUAAUUGGAGGACGAUUGUGGCAUACUUGGAGGCACAUGUGCCGAGGAGGGUUGUUAGGACGGUCAGGUGGUCACCUCCCGCUGCUGGGGCAUUAAAGAUUAAUCUAUCUCUUUCAGCGGCAGUAGGGGGGGGGGGGGCUGCGGCCGUGGUGCGCAAUCAGGCGGGUGGUUUUUGCUAUGGGAUUGCCUGGUCUGGACAUGGGGAGCAUGCUCGGGGGAUGUUCCGGGUCCUGUUCUCGUGUCUGGAGUGGUGCCUGGCCGGGGGUUAUACAGAGAUUGUAAUGGAGUCCACGUGGGCGGAGCUGUGUAGUUAUGUUGAUCUUUCUUUUCGCCCGCCGUGGUUUCUGGACGACGUGGUGUCCAGGCUUCGAUUCCUGUGUUCCUGUGGGAUAGUUACUGCUGUCUUGUGCCCGUCUAGGGCCAAUCUUCCUGUACGGACAUUAGCUGAUUGGGUGGUUGACAAGCCGGGGGAGGCCAUUUUCGGGACCUUAAUGAUCUGCCGCCUAGGGUUUGUUUCUUUGGCCUCCGAGGCAUAUACUGGUCUAUAG